Messenger RNA from Ostreobium quekettii, 1578 nucleotides. NCBI's taxonomy places the organism in Eukaryota, Viridiplantae, Chlorophyta, Ulvophyceae, Bryopsidales, Ostreobiaceae. The record is from the annotation of a GenBank genome assembly.
AUGGAAAAAGGCAUGGAGGUCGACAGGCACAGGAGAAAACAGAUUGAUGUGAUAUUUCGCAGAGCACAGCAAGUAGAGCUCUGUUAUCUUGUCGACUGCACUGGCAGUAUGAUGGCCCACAUCCAGGAAGUGAAGGCACUGGCUCAACAUGCUGUGGAUGACAUCAAACGAUCCUACAAACAAUUGAACCUGAGUGUGGCUUUCGUUGGAUAUCGCGAUUUCUGCGACGGAAAUGACCGGCUGUCGAUACUGGAGUUCAGCAAUGACUUGGAACAAGUUCAGAGGUUCAUCGACAACCAGGAAGCAGGUGGUGGAGGGGAUGGCCCAGAGGAUGUGCUCGGUGGCUUAGAUGCUGUCCUCAAACUUGGAUGGGAUGCCCCAACAAAGGUGGUUAUCCAUGUGGCAGAUGCUCCCUGCCAUGGUUCCAGGUUUCAGCCAGCAGGUGACUUGGAUGAUACAGAGCAUCAGAUUGCAAAGGAUGGCAUGGAUGGGAAUGGACUUUGCGCUGAGGAACUGAUUCUCAAGAUUCUUGAAAAGGGCAUUUCAUACAAUUUUUAUCAUGUCUUCCCUAGAAACACACAGAAGAUGAUUGCCGAAUUCAACAAGUUGUCCCAGGCAUAUGGCUGUGGCAUUGUUGAGGUUAAUCUGGAGGAAACUGGGCUGAUGCGGAGGUCUGUCGCCAUUUCAGUUAUGAAUUCCAUUGGAGACACCAUGCACGCCUUGUCAACAGAAAUUGCGGCUGGAGAGGGGUUCAAUGCCAGCAACACCGAUGGCAUCUUUACUGUGCAGGCAGUUCCUGACUGGGUGACGAUUGUUGAACAACCAGCCAUUGUCACCUGGUUUCAGCUGCCGGCCGACAUUUCAGACUUGCGAUUCGGAAUGGACCUCAGAAAGACAAGUGGUGUGAUGAAAAUCAAGGUUGCCCCAAAUCCAUUUGCUGAAGGGUGCAUGCAGCACGCAUUUCACGCAUAUUGUGUUGAAGGUGUGGCUGCAACGCAUGGCAGACUUGUGGCCAAGAGAUUCAAGGGAUCCAGGAUCAGCUCCUUCAUGGCGUACGAGGAGCACAUGGAAGUCCAAUCUGUGGCUGAAUUCCUGGCCCUGGAGUUUACUAAAUUGCUGCAGGCUCGGAGUCCUGGCAGCCCAAUGGUGGCAUUCCAACGGGUCUAUGCCGCCCAGGCGGCGGGAAUCAGGGGCCCAUAUUACGCAAAUCUGGAGCCAUUUAUAGAAGGGAAUUUCGAGAAAUUCAGCAGCGGCGCUAGCCGCGCCUCUGGUGCGCAUGAAGUGCUGCAGGCAUUCAGCCACUGGACGCACCAUGCAACGAAAGGUUAUCUCAUGGUUGUCCACCUACAGGGAGUGAUGGUGGGCAAAGACUACGUGCUCUCCGAUCCUGUCAUCCACAGCACAGAACUUGUGCGCCACUCUCCUCACAUCCGUACCAGAUUUGGUGCCAUGAAUCUGGGGCCCCGUGGCAUGGACGCGUUUUUUGCGGGCCACAAAUGCAAUUCCGUGUGCAAGACGCUGGGACUUACAGUUCCGGAGUCCGGCCUGGGAGCCCCAUUGCGAGAGGCGAUGCCCUGA